AUGGACAGUGCCAAGCUUGUGCCUAGAGCCAAAUCACUGGCUGUUACCUCCCAUGGAUCCUACCUGCCUUCUUACAGUGCAAUAGUGGGAAUACUACUUCGCUUCUUUAUUUAUUUCAUUGCCAUACUUUAUAGCUCUGGAAAGAUGUUAUUUGCAAAAAAGGAUGAAAGUAAUGCAAAAGACCUAGAGGCACCUGUGCGUUCUGCAUUUCAUUGGUAUAAGGAUAGGAAAGUAAGAAAUGGCAGUGCUGAGCAAAGGAGACCGUCCAUCCACCCAGAGAGACUGAAAGAUUUUGGCGAGGAAGAGGAUUUAAAUGGGACAGUAAAGACAUGGGACAUGAAGAUAAUUAGCCAUGAUGAGGAACAGAUGAAUGAUUCUGCCACCUGCCCAGAUGGGAUUAGCAUGCCAGUUUACAGUAACUGCAAAAAAAUUGAAGAUAUCAGUGCUGCAGCGUUUAAAAUCCAGCAUGGAGUCCUGAAAACCCCCUGCACGCAUUCUAGGCUUUCAAAGCAAUAUGGAAUGGACAUAUAUCUAAAGAAAGAGAUUCUUCAAUAUACAGGAACUGUGAAGGAGCGAGGCGUCCUUUACCUUUUGAUGUCAUUAAAAGAGGACCAGCAAAGAAAUGGUGUGAUUGUUGCCUCAGACAGCAACUUCUCCAUGGCUGUAGCGUAUCAUGCCUCUGAGCUCCACAUUCCUGUCUUUGUCAUCAUGUCCACUUGCACCCUGCCAACCCGAGUGAAAAUGUGUCGCGAGUAUGGUGCUAUGGUCAUUUCCUAUGGUUCUACUGCCAGAGAUUCUCAACUGCAUGCCAAGAGGCUAGCACAAGAAAAUAACUACUUAUACCUUGAAGAAGAUAAUAGUGCUAUCUAUCUAUCAGGGCUGGGGACCAUGGGUUUGGAGAUCUACGAACAGGUGCCCAAACUGGAUGCAGUGAUAUUACCAGCAGGGAGUCCCAGUGGAUUGCUGGCCAGCAACUCUGCUGCCUUGAAACAUCUGAACCAACAAGUCUUCGUGGUCGGUGUAGAACUGGAGAAUGUCCCUGUAGCACAGCAGUCAUUAAAGAAGGGACAACCUGUUAAAGAUCAGGCCUAUACAAGCUGCUUUCAGUUUUACAGAGAAAUGAGUGGAUAUUCUUUUGGCACCAACUCUUUGCAACCGACGGGGAGCGGGGUUGAUAAAGUUGUAACAGUGAGAGAAGAGGACAUCUUGAUUUCUAUGCUGAGGUUGCUGGAAUAUGAACGUGCUGUUGUCGAUGCAGAAGGAGCCAUUGGACUGGCUGCUCUUGUGUCUGGGCAGCUACCAGAGUUAAAGGGCAAAAGAGUGGCUGUUGCUGUGUGCAGUGGAAAUAUGGAACUCCCUCUGAUGAGGCAGUGUAUGGAUCAUGCUCUUACUCUUGAUAACAGAGUAUGCAAAUUCACUAUCAUGGUUUCUGAUUGUCAGGAGAUAUUUCGAAGCUAUUGGAGACUUUGGCUCGCGAGGAAGCAAGAAUAUUGGAUAUCAGACAAGAACACCCAUACAUGAGAGCUGAUUUGUUCACCAGUGAG
Python bivittatus (Burmese python) is the source of this 1544-nucleotide messenger RNA. RefSeq lists its product as uncharacterized. The record is from RefSeq and is a predicted model, not a curated record. Gene Ontology annotation, molecular function: threonine deaminase activity; L-serine ammonia-lyase activity. Gene Ontology annotation, biological process: L-threonine catabolic process; L-serine catabolic process. NCBI's taxonomy places the organism in Eukaryota, Metazoa, Chordata, Lepidosauria, Squamata, Pythonidae.